Colius striatus (speckled mousebird) is the source of this 2235-nucleotide messenger RNA. RefSeq names its product sorting nexin 12 (gene SNX12). Gene Ontology annotation, molecular function: phosphatidylinositol-3-phosphate binding. The transcript has 4 exons. Gene Ontology annotation, biological process: endocytic recycling; late endosome to Golgi transport. The record is from RefSeq and is a predicted model, not a curated record. Gene Ontology annotation, cellular component: early endosome membrane; retromer complex. The coding region runs from base 52 to 540 and encodes 162 amino acids. Lineage: Eukaryota; Metazoa; Chordata; Aves; Coliiformes; Coliidae.
AGGCUGCGGCAGCGGGAGGGCCGGGCCGGGCCGGGCGGUGGCGGUACCACCAUGUCGGAGGCGGCGGUGGCGGACACCCGGCGCCUCAACGCCAAGCCACAGGACCUGACGGACGCGUACGGGCCGCCCAGCAACUUCCUCGAGAUCGACAUCUUUAACCCCCAGACUGUGGGCAUGGGCCGCGCCAGAUACACCAGCUACGAGCUCCGGAUGCGGACAAACCUCCCAAUCUUCAAAUUGAAGGAGUCGUGUGUGAGGAGACGAUACAGUGACUUUGAGUGGCUGAAGAAUGAGCUGGAACGAGACAGUAAGAUUGUAGUGCCACCGCUGCCUGGAAAAGCUUUGAAACGACAGCUUCCCUUCCGAGGAGACGAAGGCAUCUUUGAGGAGUCCUUCAUUGAGGAGCGGAGACAGGGACUAGAACAGUUUAUUAACAAAAUUGCUGGACACCCACUGGCACAGAACGAGCGCUGCUUACAUAUGUUCCUGCAAGAGGAGACUAUUGAUAGGAAUUACGUCCCAGGGAAAGUGCGCCAGUAGGAGCACCUGGCACCGUCUUCCUCCAUUCCACCCUCCCUCCUGCAAAAAUGACAUUUAUUUUUACACUAAAUCUGUCUUCUCUGAACCAGCUUUUCCUCUCUUGAACCUCCCAGUUUGUUCAGUAUUUUCCUCUUUUGUAACUGGCAGCAGCUUGUUCUACUGGGCUGUGGUCUGGGCCUAAGGGUAUGAAGAUUUAUGCAAGUGAAUGUGUUGUCCCGCAGCUAGGGGCAGAUGUGAAUAGGUGUGCAGCAGGAACUUGCUUAUGGCAUUAUGGUGUAGGAGCUGCCUCUCUCCCUGUACAGGAAGGUAUGAGUUGACCUUCACUCCCUUGUCCAAGCAUCUCUGCAGGUGACUCUGAAGAAUAGCAGUUGUCAUGUUGGUCAGUGAUCGCACCAGGUAUUAGAGUUCUAGUAAGGCUUAUCCAAAAGAGUGAGUAGGUGCGUGGAUGUGUUGGUCUCUUGUCCACUCCAUUCACCCCGCAUGAAACCCCCACUCUUCACUGUCUGGGAGUGCUGAGAGCCAAGACCUACUCUAAACCCUGCUCUCAGCCUCCUGCAUUACAGACCUGUUUGGUGUAUUUGUGUUAAUCCCCCUCCUUCUAAUAUGCUGCUGGCAGCUCGAGGGGUUUCCAUGAUGUAAGCUCUCACAAUGCUCUGCGUGGGCAGUUUGGCUUGUGGAAGCUGGGAUAGCCUGGGCUUGUAGCAGUGUGUGCUGCGAUGCCUUUGGCCCUGCAUUUAGCAAAUGCCACAGCUUGCUGUGCCAUGGGCUGGCGUAGGGCUGUUCCAGCAGCACCGUGCGCAGCUGAGCUCUGGUGACUUUAUCCUGCACCCCAGCUGCAGAAGGGAGGAGACAGGUCUGUCUAAGGCAGAGCAGGAGAGCUCUGGUGAGGGCUGCUGUAGUGUGCAGUCACGACGGCCGUCACAGGAGCAUCCCAGCAGUGGGGCCUGGGGUGAGGCCACCUCUCCAGAAAGAGACCGCAGAAAAUGGUCAGACAAUUCUGGGCUGGACACUUACAAAGCAGGAAAAGUAACAAUAGCUUUUUGUGUGUUCACCUGUUCUGCAGUGAGCUAGGCAGUUACUUGUGUGGAAGUGAGGACACAAGACUGGCCAGGGAAGCAUUCAGAGCUUGAGAGGGACCACGAGGCUGUGACUCGCUGCAGCAGAACUGUCCUUUGGAGGCUCCUCCAGCUGCCACAGGUGUGAUGAGCAAGGUUGGGCUUCAGCUCAGAGGCUCCUCAGGGCAGGGCUGCCUGGUUUAUAAGCGCUUGGUCACUUUGUAAUGACACAGUUGAGCCUUUCUUGGACCUCAGGCCUGCAGUGACUGUCCUCUCAUUCCUGCCAAGCACAUCCCACAAGGCGUCCCUAUCGUCUCCUGGGUUUUCUGGUGAGGAACUGGCGGUGCUGAGUGAGAGGUGGCUCUUGGGGAGGAGGAGAAGGUGCUGAAAGCGGGAGGAAACUGCCCCGGGGGCCGGCUCUGCCUGGGAAGGGCCGUGGGGCAGCUGAGGCCGAUGCCAGUAGAGGCAGCGGCACUGCCAGCGAGGGCUCAGCCCCUGCCCCGCUGCUGCCGCCGGCUCCCUUUCGGGGCAGCCCCUUCCUCCUGCCUGUCCAGCCACGGGGCUGCCACCCACCCAGCUGUCUCCACCGUGUCCGAUGUAACGUCCCGGUUCCGUUCGCAUUAAACCACUGUGAAGCCGA